This is a messenger RNA of Apis mellifera (honey bee), 3178 nucleotides long. RefSeq names its product hexosaminidase D. The transcript has a single exon. The coding region runs from base 312 to 2060 and encodes 582 amino acids. Gene Ontology annotation, biological process: carbohydrate metabolic process. Gene Ontology annotation, molecular function: hexosaminidase activity. The record is from RefSeq and is a predicted model, not a curated record. NCBI's taxonomy places the organism in Eukaryota, Metazoa, Arthropoda, Insecta, Hymenoptera, Apidae.
GAUUCUCUAUAGUGAUAACAUUUAUUACUAUAUAUAUAACAGAAACAAUUAUCUAUUAUUUCUAUCCUUCAUCUGUGAUAAAGAAAAAAUUUAUAUUGUUUCAUAACGAAACAGUUAACUAAAAAUUAUUAUAUUAUUUUGUGAUAAUGAAACCAUAUUGUAAUUUGUAAGUUCAAUUUGAAUUACGAGCUUAAAAACAGUAUUAGGUACAAGAAUCGACAUUCAUUAAGAAUUGUGCCAUAAAAAACAAAAGCUUCGAUUAAAUAUAAAUAAUAAUAAAUUAAUCUUAAUGUUCUGCUGGAUUGACAAUCAUGACGCGACUAAGAGGCAGAGCCUCUUUAAUGAUCAUUAUAAUGAUCAGUUUUACUCUAUUGAUUAUUAUUUAUCAUAUUCUCGGUAAUGAGGUCAAGGACAUUACGUCCAAUAAAUUAAGUCCACGACUUAAAAUCGAAGAAGUUUAUCCAUUGAGUGAUCUCACAGAGAAUCCUCUUAGUAUUGCCAGAAAACAACAAAUAGAGGCUCAUAUAAUGGGAAAGUUAAAAAGUGGUGGAGGCAACAUAUUCGGUGAUUUCAAUUAUGGUAAAUCACGUAUAGAAGUUCCCUUGUUCAAAGGUCAUAAAAUUGUACAUUUGGAUCUAAAGGGUGCCCCUCCAAAAGCAAGUUAUUAUAAGUACCUGCUACGUUUGCUCAAAAAAUUAGGUGCCACUGGUAUACUUAUAGAAUAUGAGGAUAUGUUUCCUUUUGAAGGAAUAAUACAAAAUAUCAGUGCAGGUAAUUGUUAUACCAAGAGAGAUAUUACUAACAUUCAAAAAAUAGCUAAUGAGAAUCAACUCAUAGUUAUACCGUUGAUUCAAACUUUUGGUCACAUGGAAUUUGUUCUAAAACUAGAUAAAUAUAAAGAUUAUAGAGAAGUUUCACGUUAUCCACAAGUUUUAUGUCCUACAUAUAAUAAAACUCUUCCAUUGAUAUAUGAAAUGAUAGACCAAAUAAUAGAAGCGCAUCCUGAUAUAAAGCAUUUACAUAUUGGAGCUGAUGAAGUUUAUCAAAUAGGAGAAUGUUCUAGAUGUUCAGAUGUAAUAAUUAAAAAACAAUGGGGUAAAAAACAAUUAUUCUUGGAUCAUGUUUCAAAAGUAGCAAAGUAUAUAAAAAAUAAAUAUCCAGAACUUACAAUUCUUAUGUGGGAUGAUGAAUUUAGAGAAAUAUCAUCUGAAGAAAUAAUAGACAGAGGUUUACAUUUAAUGGUAGAACCUGUCGUUUGGAAAUAUACUACUGAUCCUGGAGUAUCAUUAACAGAUCAAUUGUGGGAAAGCUAUGCAUCAGUUUGGAAGAAUAUUUGGAUUGCUACAGCUUUCAAAGGUGCCACUGCACCAGAUAGAUAUUAUACAGAUAUUGCUUAUCAUAUAGAAAAUCAUCAACGUUGGUUAGAAAUUAUUAAUAGAUAUUCUACUCAGAUUAGAUUUAAGGGUGCAAUUUUAACCGGGUGGCAAAGAUAUGAUCAUUUCAGUGUACUUUGCGAACUUUUACCAUCUGCCAUACCCUCACUUGCUGUAAAUUUAGCUAUCUUACAAGCUCCAGAUUUAUGUAGAUUCCCAGUAGAAGUACCUACUCCAGUAUUACAAGCUUUACAAUGUGAGGGUAUUAUUUCUUUAAAUAUUCCAGAACCUCAAUAUGGUUGGACCAAAUGUAAUUACCACGGUGUAUCUAUUUAUGCUGCCACAUUGAGAUUGUUUUCUUUGACUCAAGAAGUCAAUAAAAUGGAACAGGAUAAUACUUUUAAAGGAUGGUUGAAAUCAUACAAUUUAAAAUAUGCAUUUUCAAAUCCUAGUCAUGUAGAAAGAGCAAUUGCUGAUUUGGAUAAAUAUAAGAUGGAAAUAAUGUAUAUUGAGAAAGAAAUAAGAUCAUCUAUGGAAAAUAUAUAUGAUAAUUAUACUAUACAAGAGUGGAUAGAAACAUAUAUUGACCCUUUAAAUGAAAAAUUAACUCAAUUAUGGGAGGCUAAAGAAAAAAUUUUAGAAAAGAACAUAUGGCCAAGAAGACCAUUAACAAAAUCUGAUUUAUAGUUAAAUGAUUAAUUUCCAUACAAUGUAAUAUGAGACUGAAGAUCGCACUAGAUAAACAAAGAAGCGAUAUAUUGAUCAAGAAUUUGGAAUUCUUCUUUUCUAAAGGAAUAAAUAAAUAAUCCAUAGUAUAUAGAAUCUAUAAAAUUAUAAUUUUGCACCAUAUGUCUAACAUAUAGGAUAUGCUCUAUAUCUCAAUUGAAGUGCAUCAAAUUUUAUCGACUGCACCGUCCGUAAAUUAAUAUCGUUCAUUUAUUUUUGAAAAAUGAAUUUUUUUUCUUAAUUUAUUUAAACAUUCGUAUAAAAGUUUUUAAUAAUUUAUAAUUGACAAGCGAACAAAAGUUUUCUAAUUAGCAUUUCUAGAAUAUGUAUAAUGUCAUAUAUAUAUAUUUAAUGAAGUUAAUUUAAGAAUUAAUUCCAAAGUUAAUUAAUUAUUUGAUUAUUAGUAAUAUCGUUUGAACAAUGAAAAAUAUUAUAUACUAUUUUAUAAAUAUCUAUAUCAUAUUAAUUCUCGACGAAAAAAAUUUAAAUUUUAACUUUAAUGCUUCCUAUGUAUAUUUUAUACGUUUUUCGAAAUGAUUAUUUUAAUACGCACAUAUUGCGAUUUUACUUAUUCUUAUUUGUUAAAUAUUCGUCUCGUUGUUGUAUGCGUUUUGUUUUGUAUGUUUAUGAUUUUAGUACAUGUAUUGUUUUGCAUGAUUAGUGCCAUUAAUAAUUAGAUAUAGAAAAAGAUCAAGUGAAUCAAUAGUUUAUAAAAAUAGAGAUACAUCUACAAUUUCUUUAACGCUCGAAUAAUUUUUCUCUCGACCUUUAAACUGUUAUAAUAUUUUACUUAAUCUUACAAUAUUUACAAUCAAUUACAGAACUUUUCUUAUAUCAUGAUUUCUUAACUAAUAAUUUUCAAUAUUAAAGAAUCUUUCCACAAGCAUUUAUAUAAAAUCAUCAAAGGUUCGAAUACAAACUCGUAACAUAUAUUCAACAGUAUAUGUACAUCAUUGUAAUGAAUAAUAUUACUAUUAUUGUAAAAGUAUUUUUAACAACGUUUGUUACGUUGAUCCAUAUUAUCGUAAGUAGUAAGAUCUUAUCGAUAAAUAAAUUUGUUUUUAAAUCUAUGAAGAAGA